GGUAUCGGUAAUUAGGAGUUGGACAAUAUCGGAUAUCGGCAAAAAGCCAUUAUCGGACAUCCCUAUUCUGAACCAUUUAAUGUUUCUGACAUUAUCCCCAAGCGUUGACAAAAUCCACACAUUUUCCCACAAUUAAAACGUUAAUCCGCGACAGAGCUGCGACUUAAUACUUUCACUAGAGGAGGCGGGCUAUCGUCAACUAGUAUUCUUGGCCUCCCCUCAUUGGCUGGAGGAAAAUGGUGAACUCUCUCCUCAUUGGCUGGUUCGUCUGUCCGUCUUAAGGUCCUUCCAGAUCAGACCGGUACUUUGAUAAACAAGAUCUUCGAUUGGCGACAUUUAAAUACGACUUACUCCCCAUUUGUCAUUUAAAGUAGACUAAUCCACGUUACGUUCGUGUUAAGUUCAUUUUUUUAUCCUUAAAAGACAACUUCGUCGCGUCGCGAUAUGAAGGUUUCGUGAAGGCUUGACUUUGAAACCGGAAACGCUCCAAUAUCUCGACAUAUUUGCAGGAGUUUAACAAACAGUUGGAACUCACUAAACACUAAAAGUAACUUAUUUAUCUCACUUUGUAUGUAAGUUAGAUAAGACUAAGCCCUCCUUUUAAACAUUUUUGAUGGUCGAUGUCGCACUUUCUCGCUCGGCGUGACCCCGCCCACACAUUCCAGUCGGUCUGGUCCGUGAGGAAGAAGAAGAAGAGGAGGAGGAGAGACAAGGAAGGACAAACGGCAGGAAAAGUGUGUGUUGAUGUUGAAGACGUCAAGAGGAGAUGAUCAACAAAAGCACUCGGGUGUUCUUGCUCCAUUAACGCAAUUUCUGCUGUCGGCUUCCCGUUGCAGCACAAAGUUUACCGCGAAAGAACUUUUCUUGUUUGUUGUGCCGGAGGAGGACCCAGCAGGACCAUGGAGAUCUUGGACUCCACCGAAGCCUUCAUGCAUUGGGACCGGAACCUCAGCGAGCUGUCCGAGGCUGCAGACAUGGACUGUGGUCUCUACACUAAUCACUUCUCUGAGCUCCUGGACGACCUCUCCCAAGACGGUCUGCUGGGCCAGCUCCUCAGCGACCCCUUCCUGUCCGGCGGGGUGAGAGGCGGCGCCGACACCGUGGAGGGCGGCGACCUGUGCCCCUCCUCACCGCUGCCUCCGCACAUCACGGCCGAGCACAGCUACUCGCUGUGCGGCGACAGCCGGCCGCAGUCGCCGCUGUCGCACUUGACUGGUGAACACGGCAGCGACGCAGAAUCUGACGGCGACUCUGCCGAGUGGGCGAUGGACCAGGACGAAGCGAUGGAGGGCCUCCUGUGUGACGCCCCCUCCUCCCUCCUGCCUGCCUUCUCUCUCUCCCUGGGCUCUGCUGAGGAACCCCUGGCCCCCGAGGAUCCCGCCGUCGCCCCCGCCAGCCCCGCUCAGACCCCCGUCAGCAGCCCCCAAGACAGAAGCAUCAAGGUUAAGGAGGAGAGCGUCCUCCCUCAGAUUAAACUGGAACCUCACGAGGUGGACCAGUUUCUCAACAUGUCCGCCAAAGGUCUGGAUGCUCUACAGAUGCCACCCACGCCUCCCAGCUCCCACGGCAGCGACUCGGAGGGCAGCCACAGCCCCGUGCACGCCCCUCCAAGCUUGUCCCGCCCCACCUCGCCCGCCAGUCCGCCUCCCGCCCAGGCGGGUCUGAAGGCGUCGCCGCGCGGGUCCUCCUCCUCCUUGUCCAACUCACCUCUGCUCACCGCCCCCCAUAAACUUCAAGGCUCGGGACCGCUGAUGCUGACUGAAGAGGAGCGCCGCACGCUGGUCGCCGAGGGUUAUCCCGUUCCCACCAAGCUGCCGCUCACCAAGGCAGAGGAGAAGGCGCUGAAGAAGAUUCGCCGGAAGAUCAAGAAUAAGAUUUCAGCUCAGGAGAGUCGCAGGAAGAAGAAGGAGUACAUGGACACCUUGGAGAAGAAGGUGGGAACAUGCUCCAAUGAAAACAGUGAUCUACACAGGAAAGUGGAGACGCUGGAGUGCACCAACAAGUCUCUCCUGCAGCAGCUUCAGUCCUUGCAAGCGUCACUCUCAGGAAGAGUGUCCAAAUCCUGCCGAGCAGCGAGCACACAGACGUCCUCCUGCCUGAUGGUGGUGGUGUUGUGUUUCGCUCUCUUUUUGGGCAGUUUCUACCCCGGCAGCCUGUCCUCGUCUUCCAGCAUCGCCGAGAGCGGCUUGACCUCUCGACAGAUGGCCGUCAAAGAGUCCUACUCAACGACAGUCAAGUCGAGAAGUCUCUUGUCCACCUUUGAGGACGAGCCGCCGCACCUCCUUGGCCUGGGGGGCGAGUACCCCGACCACUGGGAGGACACGCCCGCUGUCGUCAUGGCAGCGUGGCGCCGCUCAGAGCAACAGAGAGUGUCAGCAGAGGCGAGCUGGGCGGAGAGCCACCCGCCUUUCAGGAGUAAAAUGAACGCCACGCUCACGCCAAAGAACCUGCACAGGCCUCUGGAGCAGAGGACCAAAGGGAGCAGGACUAGAACGCUGGCAUUGGAGCCAACGGUCAACGAGACCUCCUGAGGUCCAAACCCCGCCCGGAACCCCCCUCGUCCGCAAGAUUCAGUGUCGUAAAUAAUCCUCCGACUCUUCCACGUCUCUUUUCUUUUCCCAAUCUGUCCACAGGGAGGAGUGACGUAGAAAAUAGGAAUAAUGUCGGCGCUCUUGUUAGCGUCAUCGCUGAAGUAAAGCUGCACUGAAUAUGAGUUAUUAAAGUCAUCCUUGCCAGUGAAUAAUGGAGCAUAUGAUGAGAGAAUAGAUGAGAGGCUUUUUUACCCGACACUGAAUUUUAUAUUUAUAUAUAUAUAUAUAUAUAUAUAUAUAUAUUUGUUUUCCUCCAAAGACCAUUGCUCUCUUUUUAACGUUUGUAUUCCUUUCGGUUAUUUCCCAUUUUGAUACAUGUGUUUAUUACUUUUCUUUUCAAUGUUUUUAAUAAUAUAUCGUUUAUAUUUUCCUAACGUGCCUGAUAGGAUUUCCUGCGCUGGUUUGAAGAGUACAUGUUGGAAAGGGUAAAGAAAGGCAACAACAACCUUCAUAUAGUCAAGUAGUAUACAUAGAAAUAAUAAUAAUAUAAAUGAAUUAUCGUAAAAAUGAAUAUAAAUAGUGCAUUUUGAAAUAAAUCGGACCUUAUCCUCUCAUGCUAAGCCGACUAAUUGAAAUCUGUAAAUCCGGGGUGUCCAAACAUUUUCCAGCAAGGGUCGCAUACAUAAAAUUAAAAAAUUUAAUAUUUUUUUUUAUAAUAAAACCUCUAAAGGCUUAGUGGCCACAUGUGUGGACAGCACCUUUUUAGCUCUUAUUUCCAAAAUUGUGUACACUACUGAAUUGGGGUCUUAUGGCCACUUAUGUGGACACUUAUACUGCCAUCUGGUGGUGUCAGGAGAGUAUAACAUACAAUUGAAUUUGGGGGGAAAAAAGUGUAAUGUCACUAAACAUGAAGUACACAUUUGUGUACUUAUGGACUAAGUACAUCAUAUUAAAAGAUGAUUCUUAGUUGUUAUUCUAAUUAGGGUCCAAUAAGCCCAAAUAGCAAAGAGAAAUAAAAAAAAAAAGCAUGUAAACAAACAGCUUGGGCCUCAAGAGGUUAAAAGCAGGUAACGGUGGUGAGUGCAAAGAGAAAUGUUUCAUGAUGAUAAUAAGAAGUAUGAAGCAGUGUUGUUAACAAAACCUCUAAAGGCUUAGUGGCCACAUGCGUGGACAGCACCUUUUUAGCUCUUAUUUCCAAAAUUGUGUACACUACUGAAUUGGGGUCUUAUGGCCACUUAUGUGGACACUUACACUGGUGGUGUCAGAAGAGUAUAACAUACAAUGGAAUUUGGAAAAAUAAGAAUUAGCAUGUCACUAAACAUGAAGUACACGUUUGUGUACUUAUGGACUAAGUACAUCAUAUCAAAAGAUGAUUCUUAGUUUUUAUUCUAAUUAGGGUCCAAUAAGCCCGAAUAGCAAAGAGAAAUAAAAAAAAGCAUGUAAACAAACAGCUUGGACCUUAAGAGGUUUUUAAAGAUCUUUAAAAAAUUCAAAUUUACUUCAACGUAUGCUAAACUGCCAAAAACAAAACAAAGUACAGUAGCUUGGUGCUAUACUUAGCUAAUUACUCAGUUAAAACAAAUCUAUGGGUUUUACCGGCAGCUCGGUCGUGGGAAUUUGACGGUAAAAUUGUCCGUGAAUUACUGUAAAUUUUAAAACGCUACCGUUGUUAUUUUUACGGCAACAUUUUGGGGACUCAGCUUCCAUUUAUUUUUUACCGUAGAAUCCACGGCCAUUUUCACGCUGCGUUACUGGAAAUGGCAAAAAAAAACAGUUACGCUUUUUAUUUUUAGGGGAAAAAUUCUGACGACUGACCAGCCAGUUUUUUCACUGUAAAAUCUACGGUGGUCGUUUUUACAGCACAUUACUGUACGUUGGACUCAGGUGGAUCUACUACAUGUUUUGUUUCUACAGUGUUCUAAUGUCUUAUCUACAAACCCCAGAACCAGUGAAGUUGUCACGUUGUGUAAAUGGUAAAUAAAACGAGAAUACAACAAAUCCUUUUCAACUUAUAUUCAAUUGAAUAGACUGCAAAGACAAGAUGUUUCAUGUUCACACUGAGAAACUUUGUUUUUUUUUGUUGCAAAUAAUCAUUAACUUAGAAUUAAAUGGCAGCAACACAUUGCAAAAAAGUUGUCACAGGGGCAUUUUUACCACUGUGUUACAUGGCCUUUCCUUUUAACAACACUCAGUAAAGGUUUGGGAACUGAGGAGACACAUUUUUGAAGUGGAAUUCUUUCCCAUUCUUGCUUGAUGUACAGAUUAAGUUGUUCAACAGUCUGCCUUCUCAUAUUUUAGCCUUCAUAUUGCGCCACACAUUUUCAAUGGGAGACAGGUCUGGACUACAGGCAGGCCAGUCUAGUACCCACACUCUUUUACUACAAAGCCACACUGUUGUAACACGUGGCUUGGCAUUGUAUUGCUGAAAUAAGCAGGGGCGUCUAUGAUAACGUUGCUUGGAUGGCAACAUAUGUUGCUCCAAAACCUGUAUGUACCUUUCAGCAUUAAUGGUGCCUUCACAGAUGUGUAAGUUACCCAUGUCUUGGGCACUAAUACACCCCCAUACCAUCACACAUGCUGGCUUUUACACUUUGCGCCUAGAACAAUCCGGAUGGUUCUUUUCCUCUUUGGUCCGGAGGACACGACGUCCACAGUUUCCAAAAACAAUUUGAAAUGUGGACUCGUCAGACCACAGAACACUUUUCCACUUUGUAUCAGUCCAUCUUAGAUGAGCUCGGGCCCAGCGAACCCGGCGGCGUUUCUGGGUGUUGUUGAUAAAUGGCUUUCGCUUUGCAUAGUAGAGUUUUUACUUGCACUUUCUCAGUUCGAACUUUAAGUAUCUUGUCUUUGCAGUCUAUUCAAUUGAAUAUAGGUUGAAAAGGAUUUGUUGUAUUCUCUUUUUAUUUACCAUUUACACAACGUGCCAACUUCACUGGUUU
Molecule: messenger RNA, 5470 nt
Organism: Nerophis lumbriciformis (worm pipefish)
Lineage: Eukaryota; Metazoa; Chordata; Actinopteri; Syngnathiformes; Syngnathidae
Gene: creb3l2
Product: cAMP responsive element binding protein 3-like 2
Biological process (GO): regulation of transcription by RNA polymerase II
Molecular function (GO): cAMP response element binding; DNA-binding transcription factor activity, RNA polymerase II-specific
Source: RefSeq, a predicted model, not a curated record